CGAAAACAAUCGACUCGUCGCCAAUGGAGGAUAACAAUUCUCUCGUGUAUGGGCUCGAGUUUCAGGCAAGAGCACUUGCAUCGCAGCAAGCCGAAAGUAAUGAUGUGCGGUUUUUCGUUGCUACGCAAAGCCUCAAGCCAAACAACCAGCUGCACGUAGUCGAUCUGAACGAGGACAGUUCGGCCCUGCAGUCGCGCAUUUUCGCCCAUCCGUACGGGGAAGUAUGGCGACUAACGGCAAGCCCGCACGAUCCGCGAUCAUUGGCCAGCUGCUACAGUAUGCUGAAAGGUGGUACACAGGUCGUGAUGGAAACGGCACUGAUAACGCUACCGGAAUCUCUCGAACCAAAGGACAACGAGCAGGAGUUUUUGGCAUUCGAAAAUGUAGAAACGCUUGCCACGAGCGAGUAUGGGUCGGAAAUACGUACCACCGAGUUCCAUCCAUCCGAUGCGAACCAGCUGGCCUGUGUGGUGGAUGGUAAGAUAGUACUGUUUCAUCGGGCGGAAGCAGCAACGCGCGUUGUGGCUGAGAUAAAUGCUAAAAAUGUGCCCAAGUUUACAACUGGCCGGUGGUCCCAUUUUCAUCAGGGCAAUCAUUUUAUAGCCUUGCAUGAUUGUAGCAUAAGAUCGUACGACGUCCGGGACCCUAAUCAUGUGGUGUGGAGCAUCGAGGAAGCACACAGCCAGAUGGUACGAGACUUGGAUUGCAAUCCAAACAAGCAGUGUCACAUUGUGACCGGUGGCGAUGAUGGUGUGAUGAAGGUGUGGGAUUUCCGUAACACGAAGGAACACGUGUUUGCCCGCAGCGAUCAUCACCACUGGAUUUGGAGUGUACGAUUCAACACGUAUCACGAUCAGCUACUGCUGUCCAGCGGUAGCGAUGGUAAGGUGCUACUUACCUGCGCCGGUAGCGUGAGUUCUGAAGCGCCGGAAGUUAUUGCUGGGCCCGAUGCAGUUGAACCAGCGGGCGGUAGUGAGCUGAGGGAACAUUUGGCGGACGGGUUGCUGCAAACUUUCGAUCAGCACGAGGAUUCGGUGUACGGUGUCGAGUGGAGUACGGCCGAUCCGUGGAUGUUUGCAUCGCUUAGCUACGAUGGGCGUAUGAUAAUCUCCAAGGUGCCCAAGCAGUACAAGUAUCAAAUAUUGCUGUAG
This is a messenger RNA of Anopheles maculipalpis, 1151 nucleotides long. Its product is annotated as EARP-interacting protein homolog. NCBI's taxonomy places the organism in Eukaryota, Metazoa, Arthropoda, Insecta, Diptera, Culicidae. Gene Ontology annotation, molecular function: protein binding. The coding region runs from base 24 to 1151 and encodes 375 amino acids. Gene Ontology annotation, biological process: protein ubiquitination. The transcript is spliced from 3 exons. The record is from RefSeq and is a predicted model, not a curated record.